Molecule: messenger RNA, 1682 nt
Organism: Lotus japonicus
Lineage: Eukaryota; Viridiplantae; Streptophyta; Magnoliopsida; Fabales; Fabaceae
Product: UPF0481 protein At3g47200-like
Exons: 2
Coding region: 166-1566 (466 amino acids)
Source: RefSeq, a predicted model, not a curated record
AUAAAUAGUAGAGCUUCACGUAUAUUAUAUAAGUUCAGGAAGGACACUGACGGACGGAGAGAGAGAGCUUCAAUUCAAUUCGCAGCAUUUUGAAAGGAAGUGUGAAACUUUCCAUCACGAUCAUAUCACAGGAAGGACAGAAGGAAGGAAGUUGCAUUUGGAUCCAUGGGUUCUUCUGCCAUGACUAUACAGGAAAAUGAACUCCAGAUUGAGCACAUCAUUGACAUUCCAAAAGAUAUUGGGCAUGCACUGCAUGAUCUGUGUUGUAUUUACAAGGUUCCUCCUCACCUCCGUAACCUGAAUGGUGGAGAAGCCUAUGAGCCACAGUUGAUCUCAAUUGGCCCUUUUCACCACGAGAAACCUCUCACGAAGUCAUCAAAAUUUCAGUCAAUGCAUACACAGAAACAAAGGUAUUUCAUUUCCUUUUGGGAACGUGUAACAAAUAAAAAGUCUGUGGCCAAAUACAAAGCCUUCCUAAAAAAAAACACUAACAAGAUACGCCAUUAUUAUUCUGUUCCCAUUGUGGAUAUAAAUGAUGAUGACUUUGUGGACAUGAUCCUGUUAGAUUCUGUCUUCAUCUUAGAGCUGUUUCUGAGAAAUUCAGAAACUGAACGGAAAAAGGAUUACAUGUUCACAACAUCAUGGAUUUGCAAGGGCAUCCAGAGAGACUUGUUGCUCCUUGAAAAUCAGCUUCCAAUGUUUGUGUUGGAAGCAUUAUAUGGAAAGAUUUUCAAAGAUAAUUUGCCAUCAAGAUUUGUUGAGCUUGGAGUUAACUACUUUGAAGAUUAUAUUCCAUACAAGUCAAUAUUAAGUAAUCACGACAAACACGCGAUAAUCGCGAUCUGUCAGUCGUGCAAACACUUCACCGAUUUGAUCAGAUGUUUCUACCUUCCAAAAAAAGUUCAUGACAAGGAGUGGGAUCCAUCAAUUCAUUUCAUCCUAAAUGGCGAAAAUGAAUAUAUCCCUAAGACUGCAGUGAGGCUGGACCAAGCAGGGGUGAACCUGGAGGUAGUUUACCACAGGGACAUGUUAGAUAUAAAGUUUACCAAGAUUCCAGUUAUGAACUGGCUUCUAUGCUUUGGUUGCAUUCCCUGCUUCAAGUGUUUCCAAUGUAGAUUGCAGAUACCUCAAUUCAAAGUAAAACAAACAACAGAAUGUGUUCUGAGGAACCUCAUUGCCUUGGAGAAGUGUCACUAUUCAGAUCAACCUUUCAUCUGCAGCUAUGUUUUUCUGAUUGACUCUCUUAUCAACUCUAAUCUGGAUGUGGCAUUCUUAGUUGAAAAAGAAAUCAUUGUUAAUGAACUUGGCAGCAAUCAUGAACUGGCAGAAAUGACCAAUGGUCUUUGCAAAAACGUCGUGGUGACACACAAUUAUUACGGCAAUAUUUCAAAGAAACUUCAGCAUCACUACUACAAUAGUUGGAAGCGUUCUAUGGGUGGGUUAAAAUCACUGUAUUUCCGGGACGCUUGGAGGUUCAGCUCAACUGUUGUAGGAGUUGUUGUUUUCAUCUUUGCUAUCCUCAACUUCCUCCGUCUUAUUGGUGUAUACAAACCAAAACACAAUUAAUCCGUUGCUGCAAUCUAUAGCACAUUUUCCUGUUGUUUAGGUUCUAAUAAACGGUUGUUAUUCAUUCACAGCCAAUUGUAUCUUUCAUUCAUUUUCACUCAUUUUCAUUUCAUGUA